AUGGCCGAGGUCAUCAGAGACGAGGAGGUGCGUAGGCGCGUGCGUCUUGCGCAAGAGUUCCUCGACCCAGAUGAUGUCUCCAGACGAAGCUACCGCGCAGACAUUCUGGUGAUGCUCAACCGAGGACUGCGAAGACUCACAGUCAGCAUAGACGAAAUCCGUUCACAUAACCGCGAACUCGCCGACGGCCUCCUCAACUCGCCCUUCGAAUUCACAGAAGCCUUCGACCGCGCCCUCAAAGACGUCGUCCGCACAUUCACCGACCGACCCAAGUCCGAGACAAGCGACGAUGUGGUAUACUACUGCGCGUAUAUCGGCAGCUUCGGCGAGUACUCGUGCAACCCGCGCACCCUGGGCUCAAACCAGCUGAACCACAUGGUGUCGCUCGAGGGAAUCGUCACCAAGACGUCUCUUGUGCGGCCCAAGGUGGUCAAGAGCGUGCACUACAACGAGAACAAGCAAAGGUUCCAUUCGCGAGAGUACAGAGACCAGACCAUGACCACCGGCGCUGCGAGUACGAGCGUCUACCCGACCGACGAUGGCGAGGGCAACCCACUCGUCACCGAGUACGGCUACUGCAUCUACCGCGACCACCAGACCAUUUCCAUCCAAGAAAUGCCUGAGCGUGCCCCUGCUGGUCAGCUGCCGCGCUCCGUCGAUGUCAUCUUGGACGAUGACUUGGUAGAUCGUGUGAAGCCGGGUGAUCGCAUACAGAUGGUCGGCAUAUACCGCUCACUCGGUAAUCGCAACGCUGGUGCCGGGAGCUCGACUUUCCGCACCCUGAUCCUAGCGAACAACGUUAUCCUCCUCUCUUCCAAGUCCGGCGGUGGCAUCGCCCAGGUUUCUAUCACCGAUACCGAUAUCCGCAACAUCAACAAGAUAUCCAAGAACAGGCGCGUCUUCGAACUCCUAUCGCAAUCACUAGCUCCAUCGAUCUACGGACAUGACUAUAUCAAGAAGGCGAUUCUGCUGCUGCUCCUGGGAGGACAAGAGAAGAACCUCGAGAACGGCACUCAUCUGAGAGGAGACGUCAAUAUUCUCAUGGUCGGUGAUCCCUCAACUGCCAAGUCGCAACUGUUGCGUUUCGUUCUGAAUACCGCCCCGCUUGCCAUUGCUACAACGGGUCGCGGUUCGUCUGGUGUCGGUCUCACGGCAGCUGUCACAUCGGACAAGGAGACGGGCGAGCGGCGUCUCGAGGCUGGUGCCAUGGUUCUCGCUGACCGUGGUGUCGUCUGUAUUGAUGAAUUUGACAAAAUGUCCGAUGUCGACCGUGUAGCUAUCCACGAAGUCAUGGAGCAACAGACCGUUACCAUCGCCAAAGCCGGCAUCCACACAUCGCUCAAUGCUCGUUGCAGUGUCAUCGCAGCUGCCAACCCCAUCUUCGGUCAGUACGAUAUCCACAAGGAUCCACAUCGCAACAUUGCUCUUCCCGAUUCUCUGUUAUCGCGUUUCGAUUUGCUGUUCGUUGUAACAGACGACAUCGAAGAUGCACGCGACCGUCAAAUCUCUGAGCAUGUCCUACGCAUGCACCGUUACCGCCAGCCUGGUACUGAGGAGGGUGCACCGGUCCGCGAGGAGGGCUCUCAGCUGCUUGGUGUUGGUCUUGAGACCGACGCUGAUGCAAAUCGUCCGACGGAAGUCUACGAGAAAUUCAACCCCAUGUUACAUUCUGGCGUUACAAUCACCGUCGGACGUGGCGCAAACCGAAGGACCGAAGUCCUCAGCAUACCCUUCAUCAAGAAAUACAUUCAAUAUGCUAAGCGCGAGAAGCCAAUCCUUACGAAAGGCGCUGCGGAUCAUAUUGUGGCAACAUACUCUGCACUACGAAACGACGAGCUAGACGCCGGUACCCGCCGUACUUCCCCCAUCACCGCACGUACUCUCGAAACACUCAUUCGUCUUUCCACCGCCCAUGCAAAGGCACGUUUGUCGAAGCGGGUAGAGCAGAAAGAUGCAGACGUCGCAGAGCAGAUCCUCCGUUUUGCCUUGUUCAAGGAGGUCGUCGAGGACGACCGCCGCAAGCGAAGACGAACAGUUCGCGACCCAGACGCUAUGUCUACAGACGGAGAAUCUUCCGGCGGCGACGACGAAGACGGUGAUGAGCAAGAAGCCACACAGUCUCGCCGCACCGGUGGGCCAUCGACCCGCAGCCAGCGUACAGAGACCACGCGCACUCCUGCAGCCGAGGAGGAAGAAGACAACGAGGACCUUUACAAUGUCACACCGAGGACCCAACGCACGACUGACCGUACACAGUCCUCUCGCGCCGGUCAAUCGUCGCAGGUCAGCGCUGCUUCUUCACAACCCGAGUCGCAACUACCCGCCACACAAACCGAAUCGCAGGAAUCGCAAGGCAUUACACCAGCACGUCUGCAGGUGUUCCAAACAGCGCUUGGUCAGCUCAUCGACGGUCCGCUAUUUGCAAACGAUGCUGCAGAUGUCGAGCCGCUGGUUGCUGCUGUAAACGCAAGACUCGGUGGUGGUAAUGGACGCGAAGCGUUUGACGAAGAUGAGGCUGAGAAGGCACUUGAAGCUCUUAGCGAGAGGAACAAGAUCAUGUACUCUGGAGGUAUUGUGUAUAAGAUUUAG
Messenger RNA from Alternaria metachromatica, 2589 nucleotides. RefSeq lists its product as uncharacterized. Gene Ontology annotation, molecular function: single-stranded DNA binding; ATP binding; ATP hydrolysis activity. NCBI's taxonomy places the organism in Eukaryota, Fungi, Ascomycota, Dothideomycetes, Pleosporales, Pleosporaceae. The transcript is spliced from 4 exons. The record is from RefSeq and is a predicted model, not a curated record. Gene Ontology annotation, cellular component: nucleus; MCM complex. Gene Ontology annotation, biological process: DNA strand elongation involved in DNA replication; double-strand break repair via break-induced replication; mitotic DNA replication initiation. Bases 1 to 2589 code for a protein of 862 amino acids.